GAUAUUUUAGUCUAACGGGUGUUUCAGCGGUGGUUCGUUUUAUGUAGUAACGUGAUGUAUUUUCACUUCGCGUGAUCAUUUACGGUUAUUUAUUAAAAUUCGCCAUCAUAAUUAAGUAGUGUUGCACUUGACGAUAUGGCGUUUGAUCAGUAAUGUUAUUGUAUGCAGCAGGACUGAUUUUUCAAAUAAGUCUGUUGCAAUCUCUAGGUUCUGGAGCCAAUGUAACCGGUCCGGAAAACAUUACAAUAACUUUUUUAAACGUAUCAUCAGUCCAGAUCAGUUGGUCAGUGGAUCUAAAACAAAUCGAAAGAUAUGACAUAAUGUACAAACCUACCGAAGCCAAUUACAGAGUUGUUGCAGUCGUUGCUGCCAAUUCGAAUUCAGUAACUUUAAAUAACCUAUUAUCAAACACACAAUAUCAAAUGUCAGUCACAGCCAUCCGAGAUGGAAAAAAAUACAGAAGUAGACCGAUCGUAUUCCGAACUUUAGAAAGUGGCGCCGUAGUUACCGACUUAAUCACAAACACGGAUAACGAAACUGCUUCUGGAAAUGUAAUUACGCUUAGAACACCAGAUAUUAUAGCCGGUACAGGAAAUACGAUUUCACCUAGUGCUCCUGUACCACCGCCCCCUCCUUAUGGACCUUCCAAUCCGCAGCAAGCUUACAUACAGGUACGAGGCAUCGAAGUGACCAUUGUCAUCCUCGUGCUGAUGGUAUGGGUCGGAGCGAUAAUCCUAUUCUUCAACAGAUGGGGGAAAAUUCGCAUGCUAAUUCCAUACCAGCCAGAUUACAAAGAAACACAACUCAAAGUACCUGGCACAGGAGCUUGCUCCAGUUCAAAUACAUGUCAAAAUCAAAACGGUUCCGGUCUGUGCUGUUCGCAGCGCACUCAUCAACAAAGCUUUAAAUCAACGCGAUUUCAUAGUGAAAGAUCCUACCUGGACGACGUUCCUGGUAAAAGGACACGAUUUCAAUCAGCUUCAUGCAUCUCACGAGAACACCAAUACAUGAAACUGGGCGGAAGUGGACCGGUACGAAAGACGAAAAGUGCCGACUACAUUCCAACCCAUUAUCAAAAGCUGGAAAAUCCCAAAACCAGAAAAAAACUACCAACUGUUUCAAUUAGCAUAGCGUCCGAUUCUGAUAAUGGUAAUGAAGAUAGUUCGUAGGGAAGAGUGGGUCUCCUUCAGAAUGCUAGAUAGGUUACCCAUUUUACAUCUCUUCGAUGCAUUUUGCCUUCUUUUUUGGUUUCGUUAUCGAUAUUUUAACAUUGAUGUAUCCUUCAAUUACCAAAUAUGUUUCAUUUCUUCAUUGAAAUUGUGAUUUGUCGUUGCCUAGAAUAUUAUUAUACUUAUUCGAUAAAAAUCUCACGUACUUUUCUUCUUUACCUACUGCCAAAAUUUUCAUUAGUAAGGACAAAUUUAAUCAGUAUCUUCUUUUCGGCUUGAUUUUUUUUCGUAAUUUCGUCCGCAUAAAUAAUCCUCUUCCCCUAUAUUGAUGAUUCUCGAUAAAUCGUAUAGGUAGUCCGAGAUGCAAUUUUGCUGAGCUGGUGAAAAUAGACAUCUGCCUAUACCUACCCAUAGUAUACAAUUAUCCACUUUAAAAUGUACCAAAAAAUGUUGAAAGCAUUGUAUCUCAGCAAAAUAGUAGUUAAAUUAAAAUUAUGGCACUUUUUUUUUUAAUUUAUCAUACGCAUAAUUAAUUUUAUUACAUUUUAUCGAAAUAUUUACAAAUAAGAAGACUGAUUUUAAGGUGUAAGUUUUUAAAUAAGGUAUUUUAUCUAUCUACGUAUUUAUUUUUUUAUAAGGUGAUUAGGUGAAAAUUGAUUAGACAAGUUACCUUUUAAUAUCACAAAAUCAAUUCGUCUACUUGAUGAAAAAAUUAGAGGUCCACCCACUCUUCCAUAUCUUCAUUAACUCUAUAGCUAAUAGUAUACCUAUUUUUUUAAUCUACUUUCCAAAUCUUUUGAAAUUUAAACCCAUAGUGUGUAUUUUAUAAUAGAUAAGAUGAAAUGUCACUUAGUAAUUUUCAAAUGAAAUUGCAGAUUCAUAUCUAUAAUAACAAACAUAUCUGAAAAUAUUCUUCGUCAAUUCUAAUUGUAUUCAUUUUAUCGCUUUUAUCAAACGCCUACAGUGUUUUUCGAAAGCUUUUUUUUUUUCUUUGUAAAAUGGGAUAUAAAAUAAUGAAUUCACGUAAUAUCAUUUUUUUCCUGAAUAUUUACAUAAUAAUAUCUGUUCUUUGCUGUAUUGCCAAUAUACUUUAAUUACGUUUCUGUCAACGUAGAUUUUAUACAUUUGAAUAGUUUGAAAGCUCUUAGUGAAAAAUCAUAUUUUUUACACGUAGUUAUAAAUAGCACUUUGUGUAAAGUACACGUGUAAAAUAAUUUCUCGAUUGUUAAAACACUAAUAGUGUUAUUUUACAUAGAUAGGUCUAUAGUAGAUAUUUUUCGAAUUAGAAUAGAUACCUAACAGAAAAUUAGUUCCUAAUUCACGUCGCAUGAAUUUGAACAAACUUUUUAGUUUUUUUUUUUUACUUAUUCAAUAAAAAACAAAAAGAAAAUCGUGGUCAAUCUGUUUGCUCGAGUUAAACUCUCUGGAUUUUUGAAAAAUUGGUUUAAAAAAAAUUGAUUUAAUUCAAAGAGAAAAAUUAUCUUACAUAAAUUAAUGCAUAGGUACAUUACAUACCCUUCGUCACCAACUGAUGAAAUAGAUUCAUAUUCGGUUUUCUAAUCGUAUAAAGAAACUUAUGGUAUUUUUUCACGUGGGAUGUACUUAUGUAAGUAUAAAUACCUAUUUGUACAAUAUCGAUUCACUAUAGAUACCUACCUACCUUAUUAAAUAUUUACCUUUUUCAUAGGAAUAUUUUAAUACAGAAGAACAAUUACGAAUAGGUUAAUUCAUUUUUAUUUAAUACAACGACAAUGUACCUAUUCAAAAUUAUUUGUUCAUCGUGUCGAUUAAUCCUAAAUUAAGAGGAUUUCGUAAUCCAUUUCCAUGGCUGGAUAAUCCAAAUGCAUUUUCUCUUUUUUUCCCAAUCAACUGGGAUAAAAUAAAACUCGUUCGUAAUUGUGUUUCAAUUUCAAGAGCUUAAGUACCUAUUUUAAAAUUGAAUAAAAUAAUAUACUUGUACCUAUACAUACAACUAUAGCCUAUUGGUCCAGAGAAAUUAGCAGAAAAAUCGGGAUAAUGAGGAAUUUUUUGGUGGCAAAGCUGAUUUUUGGUAUACAGAUCCAUUUUGAUGUCCCGAGAAACGAAUCCGAGUUCCCACGAUUGUGGACUUUAGCCCCCUCACAAUCGUUUUUUGGCCAAAAUCUUGCAAAAUAUUAAUCCUAGCGCAAAAGUGACUCCGAAAUAAAUUUUACAAUGAAUUUUCUACCCAUACCUCUCCCACCCCACAACAAAAAUUCUUCAUAGAAUGCUAAUUUCCUAGGACUAUAGUACAUAUUAAUUCGCCUACCUAUUAUUUAUUUCUUGGUUUAUUUUACCUACUUAAUCGAUUGUGGUGUGAAUUAUCUACCUACCUAUGUAAAAAUACCUAAUAAAAAUGAUCCGUUCGAUUUUUGUUCAUCAAGUAAAACUUAAAAAAUAAUAAUAAUGAAAGCGUCAACUUGAAGUUGCGAGUACUUGAGUAUUAAUGAUAUUUUGUAAUCUAUUAUAGAUUACCUAUAAAAAUAUAAUUAUUAUAUUACCCUAAGCGUAUCUUCUUUUUUUUCUGUUAUCAUUGUUAUAUACACACUUCUGUUAUAAUUUUCUAUUUUAAAUUUCUAAAUUUUUAUUAAUAAAGUCUAUUGAUGAGAA
Molecule: messenger RNA, 3797 nt
Organism: Planococcus citri (citrus mealybug)
Lineage: Eukaryota; Metazoa; Arthropoda; Insecta; Hemiptera; Pseudococcidae
Product: fibronectin
Exons: 7
Coding region: 153-1169 (338 amino acids)
Molecular function (GO): protein binding
Source: RefSeq, a predicted model, not a curated record